Messenger RNA from Malus domestica (apple), 1039 nucleotides. Its product is annotated as syntaxin-124-like. Gene Ontology annotation, cellular component: plasma membrane; endomembrane system; SNARE complex. Lineage: Eukaryota; Viridiplantae; Streptophyta; Magnoliopsida; Rosales; Rosaceae. Gene Ontology annotation, molecular function: SNAP receptor activity; SNARE binding. Gene Ontology annotation, biological process: vesicle fusion; exocytosis; intracellular protein transport. The record is from RefSeq and is a predicted model, not a curated record.
UCCAAACCCGAAACUCCUACCUGCCAAACAGGAAAGUUGAUCGAAAUACUUGAUCUGCGAAGAUGAACGAUUUGUUUAUGAGCGAUUCGUUCAAAAGAUACAAGGACCUUGAGCGCCAAGUCUACAUCGAUGACAUGCAGGAUGGAGGCGAGACAUGGAAAGAGACUGUCGAUCUUGAUGGAUUCUUCAAGGAGAUAGAGAAUGUCCAACGUGACAUGAGAGCUGUGGUGCAGCAUUACAAGCGGUUAGAGGGAGCCAACGAGAAGAGCAAGCUCGUCCACGAUGCCAAGUCCAUGAAGGGGCUUCGCGCACGGAUGGACUCUGAUGUUGAGCAGGUGUUGAAGUUGGUUAAACUCAUCAAGGGGAAGUUAGAAAAGCUCGAACUCUCCAAUGAGGAUCAGCGAAAAGUUCCAGGGUGCGGCACAGGGUCAUCUUCGGAUCGAACAAGAACUUCAGUGUUCAAUGGCUUGGCCAAGAAGCUAAAGGACAUGAUGGAUGAUUUUCAAGGCUUAAGGGCCAAAAUUGCAUGCGAAUACAAAGAGACAGUUCAAAGGAGGUACUUCACAAUCACAGGUGAGAAGGCCAACAAGGAAACAAUAGAGAAUUUGAUAUCGAGCGGAGAGGGAGAGACAUUGCUCCAGAAGGCGAUGGAGGAGCAGGGCCGCGGCCAAGUUUUGGACACGGUUCAAGAAAUCCAAGAGAGGCUUGGUGCUGUGAAGGAGAUGGAGAAGAGCCUCAUUGAGCUCCACCAGGUAUUCCUUGACAUGGCUGCACUCGUAGAUGCACAAGGGCAGCAGCUGAACGACAUCGAGAGCCACGUGGCGCAUGCCAAUUCAUUCGUUAGGCGGGGAACCGUGCAGCUUGAGGUGGCUAAGGACUAUCAGAAGAGUACCAGGAAGUGCACUUGCAUUGCCAUUGUUAUUGGCACUUGUGUUAUUGUCAUUCUUCUUUUGCCUAUUUUGCUUGACUUCAAGAGUUAACAAAAAUAUGCAACUGCCCUCUGCGUUAACAAGAAUUGUAUUCUUUGUACGUUUCUACA